Messenger RNA from Ananas comosus (pineapple), 2237 nucleotides. Its product is annotated as protein ECERIFERUM 3-like. Bases 135 to 1997 code for a protein of 620 amino acids. The record is from RefSeq and is a predicted model, not a curated record. The transcript has 11 exons. Gene Ontology annotation, molecular function: oxidoreductase activity; iron ion binding. Lineage: Eukaryota; Viridiplantae; Streptophyta; Magnoliopsida; Poales; Bromeliaceae. Gene Ontology annotation, biological process: lipid biosynthetic process.
UAUUUAUAUAUAUACACCCAUUUUUGGUGCCACAUCCAUCCUCACAAUACAAACACAAAGUAACCACUAGAUCCUUUCCUUCUCCUCCUCUUAGAAAAAAAAAAGAGAAACAAAAAAAAAAGAAAAAAAGAAAAAUGGGUGCUCCUUUAUCUUCUUGGCCAUGGGAAAACUUUGGUGUCUACAAGUAUCUUCUAUAUGGGCCACUUAUAGCAAAGGUUAUAAUCUCAAAGGCAUGGGAGAGUAACAGCUCACAUAAAUGGUGUUUUUAUCUUCUGCUUCUAUGUUUCCUUAGAGCUCUCAUCCACCUAAACUUGUGCUCAUUUAGCAACAUGCUCUUCCUCAAUCGGCGGCGCCGGAUUUUUAAGGAUGGGGUUGAUUUUGAUCAAAUUGACAAAGAGUGGGAUUGGGAUAAUUUUAUAAUACUUGAAUGUUUCAUUGGAGCAAUGGCUUUUUCUUGGUUUCCUUAUUUGAGAGAGCUCCCUCUAAGGGAUUUGAGAGGUGUUUGCAUGGCUUUUGUUCUUCAUGUGGGAGUAUCAGAGCCUUUGUAUUAUUGGGUGCAUAGAGAAAUAUUCCACAGAGGCAACCUCUUCUCUCUCUACCACUCUCUCCACCACUCCUCAAAGGUGCCUCAGUCCUUUACAGCUGGAUUUGUCACCCCAUUGGAGAGCAUUGUGUUGAGUAUUAUCAAGGGUGUGCCCAUAUUUGGUUCUUGCUUAUUGGGGUGGGGAUCUUAUGGACUCAUAUUUGGAUAUGUUUGGCUCUUUGAUUUCCUAAGAGGGAUGGGGCAUAGCAAUAUUGAGGUGGUGCCCAGUGUGAUCUUUGAUGCCUUCCCCACCCUUAGAUACCUCAUCUGCACUCCAACGUAUCAUAGUAUUCACCAUGUGGAGAAGAACUCUAAUUUUUGUCUAUUUAUGCCUAUAUUUGAUCUUUUGGGAGGAACACUUCACCCCAAAUCUUGGGAGCUACAUAGGGAGAUAUUUGCAGGGAAGAACGAUGGAGCUCCGGACUUCGUGUUCCUGGGACACGUGGUGGACGUAGGGCAGUCGAUGCACGUGCCAUUCCUGUACCGCUCGCUCUGCGCGAUGCCGUACAGGUUCCGGCCCUUCAUGGUGCCGAUGUGGCCGAUCGCGUUCGUGGUCAUGCUCAUGAUGUGGGCCUGGUCCAAGACCUUCCUCAUCUCCUUCUACACCCUUCGAGGCGCCGUCCACCAAAUUUGGGCGGUUCCCCGUUACGGAUUCCAGUACUUCUUACCAUUUGCUAAAGAUGGCAUCAAUGACCAAAUUGAGUUGGCCAUCCUGAGGGCUGACAAGAUGGGUGUUAAGGUCCUCAGCCUUGCUGCACUAAACAAGAACGAAGCACUCAAUGGCGGAGGGGCGCUAUUUGUGAACAAACACCCGAAUCUCAAAGUUCGUGUGGUUCAUGGUAACACCUUAACGGCAGCUGUAAUACUCAACGAUAUCCCAAAAGAUACAAAAGAGGUCUUCCUGACAGGCGCAACUUCUAAACUAGGGAGAGCUAUCGCACUCUAUUUGUGCCGCAAAAGAAUUCGAGUCUUGAUGUUGACGCUGUCGACGGAAAGGUUUCAAAUGAUACAGAAGGAAGCUCCCCAGGAGUUCCAACACUAUCUUGUUCAGGUCACUAAGUACCGAGCCGCGCAAAAUUGUAAGACAUGGAUCGUCGGCAAAUGGCUAUCGCUGCGAGAGCAACGGUGGGCUCCUCCGGGCACUCACUUCCACCAAUUUGUGGUCCCGCCGAUCAUCGGCUUCCGACGGGACUGCACCUACGGGAAAUUGGCUGCGAUGAAGUUGCCCGAUGAUGUACAAGGGCUCGGAGUGUGCGAGUACACGUUGGAUCGUGGGGUGGUGCACGCGUGUCACGCGGGAGGGGUGGUGCACUUGCUCGAAGGUUGGGCCCACCACGAGGUGGGCCCCAUCGACGUGGACCGGAUCGACCUCGUGUGGCGCGCCGCGUUGAAGCACGGGCUCAAACCCGUUUGAUACGUCAUCUAAUUAUUAUUAUUAUAAUUAUAAUUAUAAUUUUUAUUUUUGUUAUUACUGUAAUCAGGCAACAACGUCGUUGCUAAAUUAUACUCCCCACUUAAACACGUGCACAAACUUUUAUUUUAUUUUAUUUUAGUUUUAAAUUUCGUGAACCUUGUUUUUCUUUGUCUCUCGUGAUGUAACGGUAUCAUUGUUUCUAUACUAUAUGUUGGAAUAAUAAUCCAUACUUAAUUAAAA